CUUUCAUAACAAGGAAAUGACGGUGUUAUGUUUGCGUAAAGAUUAAAUUAUUAACUGAAAAGAUAUUAAACAGCCUGCAGAAAUAUUGUACCAACUUUAACCGUGGUAAAGAUGGCUUCAUCUGUGGCCAACAGAGCUGUAGGAGCCAUUGUAGGAUCAGCUGUUGCAGAUGCUGCAGCACAGCCCCUGCAUUGGAUAUACGAUCUUCAGAAGCUGAAAGAGAUUUUGGCUCAAGAUCCAAACCCUGAAUUUCGCCCUGAGUCUGCCAACCCGUUUUACAGGAGGCAGACAGGCCAGCAGAGCUGCUACGGAGACCAGGCUUACGUCCUGCUAGAGUCCCUGUCAGAAUGUGGAGGUCUAAAUGUUGAUGAUUUGAAGCAGCGUACUCUGAAAUACUUUGGACCGGGAUCAGAGUAUGACACACCCGUCAAUGAUCCUUACCGAGACAGAGGAGGACCAAGACCUCAGCUGCCUAUCGAUGGACCAUGGAGACAAGCAAGUCUGAAGAGUUUCCUCAAAAAUGUUGAUGCUGGAAAAGAGGAGACAGGCUGUGAGACCGACUGUCAGAUUGAUGGCAUAGCCAAACUGGCUCCUAUAGUGGCGUUUUAUGCAGGACAGCCGGACAUGCUGGACAAGGUUGAACAGGCUGUUCGAGUCACCCAAAACAACGAUGAAUGRGUGGCAGAAACUCUGGCAGCAGCAAGGUUUCUGGAACAUUUCAUCCUGAAUGGUCCAGACCCGAAGGUUUUGGAGGUGGUUCUGACUCAGCUCAGCGACCUGAACAGGAAACAGCCUCAGGAUCUAGACAGAGCAGUCACUGGGCACAUUCAUCAGGUGAAGGAGAAUUUAUCAAGGUCUCCUCAGGAAUUAAUCCCCACCGUGUUUCCGAACACCUGAGGUUUACCAGGUGCGUUCCAGGCAGCGCUGCARGGAGUCCUGACGGCCAGACAUUUUGAGACGGCCAUCAGGGACACCAUGAGCUGUGGGGGAUGCACCUGCAGCAGAGCYUCCUUCAUUGGAGCAUGUCUUGGAGCGCAGAUUGGGCUGGAGGGAAUUCCAGCAUCUUGGAUCAGCAGAACUCUGCGACUCAACUCGGUGCUGGAACAUGGCAAGAGGAUUACCGAGCACCACCCGUAAUCAGACUGAAGACAGGAACGUCCUGAACAACUGUUGUGCUUUAGCAGGGCUGUGAAUGAAGGCUUUUGUCUAAAUGUAUGAAUGACAGAAGCCAGAUGUUUUUGAUUCUGUUAAAGUUAGACAUGUUGCUUCAGAUGUACGCUGACUUUUGUGUUUUUCCACCACAUUAAUCAUCAACAAAUUGCAUUCCUUCUGCUUCUUCUUGUUUCAGCUUUUCUCUUUUCAGGGGUCGCCACAACGUGUCAUCCUGCUCCACCUCACUCUGUCCUUUGAAUUUACUUUACAAUAAUUACAGGAAAUCUGUGAUUCCCUUCUGACUCUUUUUGAUUACCUGUAAAAUAUCAUUCAGCAUUUUAAAAUGACACCUUGGACUUCAUAAGUAUUGUUUUACAUCUACAUUAACACAACAUACCUUGAGUGUCAGGCUGGAAUCAUUAAAAAAAUACUCAUAAUUUUCA
Austrofundulus limnaeus is the source of this 1595-nucleotide messenger RNA. Its product is annotated as crystallin J1A-like. The transcript has 10 exons. Lineage: Eukaryota; Metazoa; Chordata; Actinopteri; Cyprinodontiformes; Rivulidae. The record is from RefSeq and is a predicted model, not a curated record.